Messenger RNA from Xenopus tropicalis (tropical clawed frog), 3495 nucleotides. RefSeq names its product parvin alpha (gene parva). Gene Ontology annotation, biological process: actin filament-based process; actin cytoskeleton organization; cell adhesion. The coding region runs from base 61 to 1179 and encodes 372 amino acids. The transcript has 13 exons. The record is from RefSeq and is a predicted model, not a curated record. Gene Ontology annotation, molecular function: actin binding. Gene Ontology annotation, cellular component: cytoskeleton; Z disc. Lineage: Eukaryota; Metazoa; Chordata; Amphibia; Anura; Pipidae.
GUGCCGCUCUGCGCCUCUCCCCGCCCCGCCCCGCUGUGCCGCUCUGCGCCUCUCCCAGCCAUGGCAACGUCCCCCCAAAAGUCUCCUUCCAGCCCGAAAUCCCCCACCCCGAAGUCUCCCCCCUCCCGGAAGAAAGAUGACUCGUUCCUGGGCAAGUUGGGGGGCACCCUGGCCCGGAGAAAGAAGGCCAAAGAGGUAUCCGAACUCCAGGAGGAAGGGAUCAAUGCUAUUAACUUGCCCCUCAACCCCAUUCCGUUUGAGCUGGACCCCGAGGACACCAUGCUGGAGGAAAAUGAAGUUCGAACCAUGAUCGAUCCCUACUCUAGGAGUGACGCCAGGCUACAGGAGCUGAUGAGGGUUCUAAUAGAUUGGAUCAAUGAUGUUCUGGUUGGGGAGAGAAUCAUUGUGAAGGAUCUAGCGGAGGAUAUGUACGAUGGGCAAGUCCUGCAGAAGCUUUUCGAGAAACUCGAAGGGGAGAAGCUAAAUGUCGCCGAAGUGACGCAGUCGGAAAUCGCCCAGAAGCAGAAGCUGCAGACGGUGCUGGAGAAGAUCAACGAGACCCUCAAGCUGCCCCCCCGCAGCGUCAAGUGGAAUGUGGACUCAAUCCAUGCAAAGUCUGUGGUAGCCAUCCUUCAUCUUCUGGUUGCCCUGUCACAGUAUUUUCGGGCCCCCAUCCGACUACCCGAUCAUGUAUCAAUUCAGGUCGUCGUUGUGCAGAAGCUGGACGGAAUGUUGCAGACUCGGCACAUCCAAGAGGAAAUCACCGGUGACACAGAGGCGCUGUCUGGAAGGCACGAAAGAGACGCGUUCGACACCCUGUUCGACCAUGCUCCCGACAAACUCAACGUAGUGAAAAAGACUCUCAUCACGUUUGUGAACAAGCACCUCAAUAAACUGAACCUGGAAGUAACAGAACUGGAAACCCAGUUUGCAGACGGAGUGUACCUGGUGCUGCUCAUGGGGCUCCUGGAGGGGUAUUUUGUGCCUCUGUUCAAUUUCUUCUUGACGCCCGACAGCUUUGAGCAAAAGGUUCUGAACGUGACGUUUGCCUUUGAACUGAUGCAAGACGGAGGCCUGGAGAAGCCCAAACCGCGGCCAGAAGAUAUUGUCAACUGUGACCUGAAAUCCACUCUGAGGGUUCUCUACAAUCUCUUCACCAAGUACAGAAGCGUGGAGUGACCGCGCCGCCAGUGAGGGCGGAGCCUAAAGCAACAUUUCAGCCAUUUUUUUUUUUCUUUUGCACCAAGGGAACACAGUACUUCUUGAUUUAUUUUCUACAAAGACGCAUUUUUUUUCUAAAGCUUUAAAGGGGACCUCUCUGGAGCUCUUGGUAUAUGGUCCAUAUAAAGACACCGCCGGGGGCCACAUUGCCCGGGAACGCUCUGGGCACUGGAGGGAAAGUAUGAAGGUCGCUCUGCGGAGCAGUCACGGCAACAGGGUCCAUUAGGGUAAAUGCCCCCAUGUAUCUGCCCUCCCGUAGCUGCAGAUACAGCAUUUCCCCAAUGUGCCAGGGCCUUAUAGGGUUAAACGGGGGCACUUACUUUACUGUAGGUUGAGUGGGGGAUUCAGUUUAGUGAGGGUUAAAGCCACACACUGAUAGAUUCCUGUAUAUACCUUGGGGUUCCUCUCCCACCCACAACUGCUGCCCUGGAACGAACCCCAACUCCCAUGAUUCCUGAUCCUGCACCCCUAAACGUACACCUGUAGGUGUAAGGAACCCCAACUCCCCUGAUCCUGCACCCCUAAACGUACACCUGUAGGUGUAAGGAACCCCAACUCCCAUGAUCCCUGAUCCUGCACCCCUAAACUUACACCUGUAGGUGUAUGGAACCCCAGCUCCCAUGAUCCCUGAUCCUGCACCCCUAAACUUACACCUGUAGGUGUAUGGAACCCCAGCUCCCAUGAUCCCUGAUCCUGCACCCCUAAACUUACACCUGUAGGUGUAUGGAACCCCAGCUCCCAUGAUCCCUGAUCCUGCACCCCUAAACUUACACCUGUAGGUGUAAGGAACCCCAACUCCCAUGAUCCCUGAUCCUGCACCCCUAAACUUACACCUGUAGGUGUAAGGAACCCCAACUCUCAUGAUCCCUGAUCCUGCACCCCUAAACUUACACCUGUAGGUGUAUGGAACCCCAACUCCCAUGAUCCCCGAUCCUGCACCCCUAAACCUACACCUGUAGAUGUAAGGAACCCCAACUCCCAUGAUCCCUGAUCCUGCACCCCUAAACCUACCCCUGUAGGGUGUUACCGAGCCUUUUUUCUAGCUGGUAACAUCCCUGAAUUUGCAACGAACAGGAUAAAGCCAAUAGGGUCGGAGGGCCCCGGUCACAAGAGCUUACAGUCUAUCCAAUAACCUCUAAACUAAAGGACCAUAAUGCCAAAGUAAAGUAAUAACAGGUGGAACUCAGGACUGGUAAUCAACAACAACCAAUCAGAGGCUUGCUUGCGAAGAGUAGAUCAAUAACUGCACCUAGCUAAUUGGUUGCCAUGGGUUACUAGACAGGUUUUACCUGGAAACAACAACAUGGGGGUUUAUUCCAUUUUAAAUUCACUUGUAGCCCUCGGGGUGCUUAUCUGCCCCCCUAUCUCCACGGUACAGUUGAUGUUUACAGGAUUAUCUACCCAGGGUGCAAGCGCUUAUAGCAAUCAUCAUUCAGUCUGUCCGUCCGUAUGUACACAUGUCCCAUGAUGCCCCAGGGCAAACGGGGGUUGUUCACCUUUAGUCUGAUGAAGAGCGAUAUUCUGAGACAAUUUGCAAUUGGUCUUUGUUUUUUUUAUCAUUUGUAGAUUUUUAGUUAUUCAUUUUCAGAUCAGCAGCUCCCCAGUUUGGAGUUUCAGCAGCUGUUUGGUUGCUAGGGUUCAAGUUACCUUAGCAACCAGAGAGUAGUUUGAAUGAGAGGCCGGUAUAUGAAUAGGGGAGGGGCUGAAUAGAAAGAAAAGGAAUAAAAAGUAACAAUAACAAUAAAACUGGAGCCUCACAGAGCAAUAGGGUUUGGCUGCCGGGGUCAGUGACCCCCAUUUAAAAGCUGCAAAGAGGCAGAAGGGAAAUAAUUCAAAAACUCUAACAAAUAAAUAAUGAAGACCAAUUGAAAAGAUGCAUCGAAUUGGCCAUUUUAUAACAUACUGAUAAAUUCAUUAACACUGACACUAUUUAUUGCACCCCCUAUUCAGAGCCCCCCCAAUACAUUUAGCACAAUAUUAAUUAGCUUUAACACUGCCUAUAGAUUUAUUAGAUUAUACACUAAUUAAUGACAUUAAUUGUAUCUGUUUCUUAUUCUAAUGCUUUAAUGUAACUCAGUGGGAACAUUAAGUAAAGGGGAACUAAACCUCCCCCUUUAGAUUUUCCUAAUGGAAGAGAAUGCAGUUUUAUACAUUAAUUCACAUUUUACAUCGGUUUUAAUGUUAUUUGUUAUUGGUUUUAUGUCAUUUGUAAGUGUAACUGUAGCCGUGUCUGUGUCUAUUUGUUUUCUGCACUGCCGGUUCCGACUCAGUAUA